Molecule: messenger RNA, 3706 nt
Organism: Odocoileus virginianus texanus
Lineage: Eukaryota; Metazoa; Chordata; Mammalia; Artiodactyla; Cervidae
Source: RefSeq, a predicted model, not a curated record
CGCGUUAUGAAUCAGGUGGAUGGUCUUUACCAGAACGUGAUCAUGCUGGUGUCUUGAUCUUGAACUUCUCAGCUUCCAAAAUUGACCUGUUCGCUUCUCUGGGGGCUGUCGGACUGGAAGAAAAGAUGGGCUUGAGGCAAUCUCGGCAAGGAGCAGACGUGCCACAGGCCCGCACCAUUUACCUCAACGAACCCCUUAGGAACACUUUCUGCAAAAACUCCAUCAGCACAGCCAAGUACAGCAUGUGGUCGUUUCUCCCUCGAUAUUUGUAUCUGCAGUUUAGCAAAACUGCCAACGCCUUCUUCCUGUUCAUCACUAUAUUGCAGCAAAUUCCAGACGUAUCUCCGACGGGAAAAUACACAACUCUGGUGCCUCUGCUAGUUAUUCUUGUAAUUUCAGGCAUUAAAGAGAUUGUAGAAGAUUAUAAACGACAUAUGGCAGACAAAUUAGUUAACUCAAAGAACACAAUAGUGUUAAGACAGAAUGCAUGGCAAAUGAUUCUGUGGAAAGAGGUUAAUGUGGGUGACAUUGUGAAGGCUACCAAUGGGCAGUUCCUUCCUGCAGACAUGGUCCUGAUUUCUUCCAGUGAACCUCAGGCAACGUGUUUUGUUGCAACAUCUAAUCUGGAUGGAGAGACGAAUCUAAAAAUACGGCAGGCUUUGUCAGAAACAGCUGCCAUGAAAACAGAAAAGCAAUUGUCAAGCCUAUCUGGAAAAAUAAAAUGUGAAGGGCCUAAUUUUCAUUUCAACAGUUUUGUGGGAACCUUGUACCUAAAUAGUAAAAGCCCUAUUUCAAUUGGGCCUGACCAGGUCUUGCUGAGAGGUACACAGCUUAAAAAUACUGAGUGGAUCCUGGGCAUAGUUGUUUACACUGGAUUUGAAACUAAAUUCAUGCAGAAUGCAGUCAAGUCACCCCUCAAGAGAUCCAAGGUGGAGAAGGUGACCAACAUGCAGAUUCUGGUGUUAUUCCUGCUGCUCUUGGUCAUGUCCUUGGUGAGCUGUGUGGGAGCCAUAUUCUGGAGAGACAGGUACAGAGCGGAGCCCUGGUACAUCGGGAAGAAAGAUUAUGACUAUCACAGCUUUGGGUUUGAUCUUUUGGUAUUCAUCAUCUUGUACCACAAUCUCAUCCCCAUUAGUCUGCUGGUCACUCUGGAAAUUGUGAAAUACAUUCAGGCCCUGUUUAUAAACUGGGAUGAAGAUAUGCAUUUUAAGGGAAGUAAUGUCCAUGCUAUGGCCAGAACAUCCAAUCUUAAUGAAGAGCUUGGGCAGGUGGAAUACUUAUUCUCUGAUAAGACAGGAACCCUCACUUGCAAUAUUAUGACAUUUAAGAAGUGCAGUGUUGCUGGUAUAAUGUAUGGAGAUCUGUCAAGCAAAAGUGAUGAUGGUGCAAAAGACUUAAGUCAGUCUCCUUGUUCCAUCUCAGACUCCUAUGAAUUCAAUGACCCAGCAUUGUUGCAGAACUUUAAGAAUGAUCAUCCCACGAAAGAGUAUAUAAAGGAAUUUCUUACUCUGUUGUGUGUGUGCCACACUGUUUUUCCAGAGAGAGAGGGAAACAACAUAAGCUACCAGGCCUCCUCUCCAGAUGAAGCAGCUUUAGUGAAAGGAGCCAAGAAACUUGGCUUUGUUUUCACCGCAAGGAUGCCAAACUCUGUCACCAUAGAAGCUAUGGGAGAAGAACUCACAUUUGAAAUACUUAAUGUACUGGAAUUUUCUAGUAACAGAAAGAGGAUGUCUGUAAUCGUCCGAACUUCUGAAGGACAGCUCCGGCUCUACUGCAAAGGGGCCGAUUCAGUGAUUUAUGAGAGACUUUCAGAAAAUUCUCUCUUUGUGGAGGAGACAUUAGUCCAUCUGGAAAAUUUUGCUAAAGAAGGUCUGAGAACUCUCUGUGUUGCCUACAUAGACUUAACUGAAAUAGAGUAUGAGCAGUGGCUGGUCAUGUAUAAGAAAGCCAGCACAGUGGUACAAGACAGAAUGCAAAGUCUGGAAGACUGUUACGAUAGAAUUGAACAGAAGUUCCUACUACUUGGAGCCACGGCUAUCGAGGAUCGCCUUCAAGCACGUGUUCCAGAAACGAUAACAAGUCUAUUGAAAGCGAACAUAAAAAUAUGGGUCUUGACAGGAGAUAAACAAGAAACUGCAAUUAACAUAGUGUUUUUCACAGUGUUUUUACAGCCCAUUGGGGGUGGUGGUAAGGCAACACAACAAGUGAUUAAUCAGAACUGCCAAGAUCUUGGAGCACUGUUAGGUAAAGAAAAUGACCUGGCCCUAAUCAUAGAUGGUAAAACAUUGAAAUAUGCCCUCCAUGUUGAAGUUAAGAAGUGCUUCCUUAAUUUGGCCCUCUCGUGCAGAACAGUAUUAUGUUGUAGGUUAUCUCCCCUCCAGAAGGCUGAGAUAGUGGAUGUGGUGAAGAAGCAGGUGAAGGCCAUCACCCUGGCCAUCGGGGAUGGUGCCAACGAUGUGGGGAUGAUCCAGACAGCCCAUGUGGGUGUGGGCAUCAGUGGGAAUGAAGGCAUGCUGGCCACCAACAACUCUGAUUAUUCCAUUGCUCAGUUUAGCUACUUGGAGAAACUUCUGUUGGUUCAUGGAGCUUGGAAUUAUUUUCGAGUGACCAAAUGCAUACUGUAUUGCUUCUAUAAGAAUGUCGUGUUAUACAUCAUUGAGCUUUGGUUCGCCAUUGUUAAUGGAUUUUCUGGGCAGAUUAUAUUUGAACGUUGGUGCAUCAGCUUGUACAAUGUGAUUUUCACAUCACUGCCACCCUUUACUCUCGGAAUCUUUGAACGGUGUUGUAGUCAGGAGAGCCUGCUCAGGUACCCACAACUCUACAGAAUUUCUCAGACAGGGGAUAUUUUCAACAUAAAGGUGCUUUGGAUUCAAAGUAUAAAUGCUAUUGUCCAUUCAUUCAUUCUCUUCUGGUUGCCUGCAAAAAUGCUGGAGCAUGAUAUGGUCUCACAAGGUGGUUACACUACAGACUAUUUGUUUCUUGGAAAUUUUAUAUAUACGUAUGUUGUUGUCACUGUUUGUCUGAAAGCUGGUUUGGAGACGCUGUCUUGGAAUAAAUUUACCCAUUUCGCCAUUUGGGGCAGCAUAAUGAUCUGGCUGGGGUUUUUUGCUGUUUACUCCUCCCUCUGGCCCACUGUUGCUGUUGCUCCUGAGAUGACAGGACAGGUCAAUAUGGCUCUGAUGUGUCCACACUUUUGGCUGGGUUUUUUCAUAGUCCCGAUUGUGUGCCUGAUUCAAAAUGUAGCGUGGAAAUCGAUUAGAAACACCUGCCACAGAACUUUGCUGGAGGACGUUCGGGAGAUGGAAAGCAGCGGAGUUCAGGUACUUCGCAGAGACUCUGCACGGAGGCCCAAGGUGGAGGAGGUGGAUCUCCAAAGGUCCGUGAGUCCCAGGUCCUGUCAGGUGGUUUUCCGGAACAACUCUGUGGACCUAGGUGCCCCACAUGGGUAUGCGUUUUCUCAGGUAGAACAAGCUGUGAUUUCUCAGGAAGAACUAGUCCGAUCUUACGACACCACCAAAAGCAAACCCCAGGGGACUUUUCCUUCUGCCACCUUUGAGUAAGAGCUGGGUCUCUGGGUCCUACCCUUUUGUGUCUGUUCUGGGGACAGCUGCAAUGAGCCAAUGCUCCUCAACACUCCUGUGACUCUAGCCAGUUUGUUAUUUCUAUAUUGAUUAAAUCACUACCCUUGGGUAUAGACGAUGGGGAA